This is a messenger RNA of Fusarium graminearum PH-1, 336 nucleotides long. RefSeq lists its product as uncharacterized. The transcript has 2 exons. Bases 1 to 336 code for a protein of 111 amino acids. The record is from RefSeq and is a predicted model, not a curated record. Lineage: Eukaryota; Fungi; Ascomycota; Sordariomycetes; Hypocreales; Nectriaceae.
AUGUUCUGGGACGGAAGCUCCCAGGUUGGGACUUGCCUGAUUUCCGCUGAAACCGUUAACGGCAGGGAUAGUGAUUACAAGCACAGCUUUCGGGGCAUGGUUAGAGGUACGAAUACUCAUGACGAAAUCGUGGAACCUCUCUGCCUUAUCUUGGUCAACACGGCUCUCAUUUGCUAUCGUCCCUUGGACCGAACCGAGAUGGGCCUUGGCUUUCAUCCGUUGCUAUACCCGUUGCAGAGCCACGCUUCUUCAGUCAGCACUGUCCUCAGGGUAUCAGAAAACCUGACCGCCAAGAGCAUAAGCGAUGAAAUUAGUAGUUCAUAUUAUGCCGCUUAG